ACAGAACCCAUUGUGGUGUUGGAGAGGAGUGAGCUGCAGACAGAAGAAGAGCCAGAAAGAGGCAAUACUGUGACCACAAAGGACGCGUGAUCUGCGGACAGAUAUGGACCGUAAUGCACCGCAACAUGUGUGAAGAGCACCGUGUUUUCCAUGCAGAAAGACCCGGUACAGGGAAGAGUUAAACCCCGACAUCACAACUGUUUAUUCCUGCAGCUAGCUGGUUAGCAACCCAGGAGCUAGACAUGGAAAACCCGUGUGAGUUUUCCUGAUAGACAUCUCCGUCGAGCUGUUUUUCUCUUUGCAUAAUGUCUGCGAGAAGCUGCAACUUCAGAGAAUGAUUUCCAGGGAGCGAUAAGCUUUACAGGACUGCACACCCGGAGAGGAAAGAAAAGUCAUACAGGCCUGCUGGCUGGAGGUUGCACACAAGUACCAGGAAGGGAGAACAUGACUCACUUGCCUCUGCCAGAGAUUGGCACGGGGCAGCUGUGCCAACCUCGCCCCUGUCUGCCGAUCUAGAAGAUAACGUGCUACAUCAUGACGGAGAGGCAUUGAAGUUAUCUCCCUGACGUCUGAAAACCUCCCCUCCCCCAUCAUGCUGCGCUUCUUGCCCCUCAAAGUUGGCCGCCUGUACCGCUGUCUGAAGCUCUUACUGGUCGUGGGGUUGUUUGUCAUCCUGUUGAUGAACACCCACAGCCUGUUCGCCUCCUUCCAGAAGAACGAGCUCACCGACAGACGCUUCAUCAACCUCAACAAGUGUCCUGCCUGCUUUGGCACGAGCUGGUGCCGCAAGUUCAUGAACGGCCAGGUGUCCUUCGAAACUUGGGGUCGCCUGCGAUUCCUGGACGUUUUCAAUGUGAAGAAUGUUUAUUUCGCUCAGUACGGGGAGCCCAGGGAGGGAACUCGACGAGUGGUGCUCAAACGGCUCGGGUCAAAUCAAGAACUCGCCGAGAUAGACCAGAAAAUCUGCAAGAGAGCGACGGGGCGACCGCGCUGUGAUCUGAUCCAGGCCAUGUACAAGACUGAGUUCGCCCGGAUCAACGGAGAUGUGCGCCUGCUCACUCCUGAGGUGGUGGAGGGCUGGUCAGACCUGGUGCACUGCCCCUCUCAGAGGCUGCUGGACAGGGUGGUCCGCAGGUACGCUGAGACCAAAGACUCAGGCAGCUUCCUGCUAAAGAACCUCAAAGACACGGAGAGAAUGCAGCUGCUCAUAACCUUGGCAUUCAACCCCGAGCCGCUCGUACUGCAGAGCUUCCCCUCAGACGAAGGGUGGCCGUUCGCCAAGUACCUGGGAGCGUGUGGGCGCAUGGUGGCUGUCAACUACGUGGGCGAGGAGCUGUGGAGCUUCUACAACGCGCCCUGGGAGAAGAGGGUAGACUUGGCGCGUCAGCUCAUGGACAUCGCCGAGCAGCUCACCAACAACGUUGAGUUCGCCCUCUACCUGCUCGACGUCAGCUUCGAUAACUUCGCGGUCGGCCCACGCGACGGGAAGGUCAUCGUCGUCGACGCGGAGAACGUUCUGGUGGCAGACAAAAGGCUGAUCAAGCAGAAUAAGCCGGAGAACUUCGACGUGUGGUACGAGAGUCGCUUCGAGGAGUGCGACCGCGAGGCCUGCCUGUCCUUCUCCAAAGACUCGCUCUGCACCCGGGUCACCGUGGACCACAACUACUACGCCGUGUGCCAGAACCUGCUGUCGCGCUACGCCACGUGGCGGGGCACCACAGGGGGUCUCCUCCACGACCCCCCCGCCCACAUAGCCAAAGACGGACAGCUGGAGAGCCUGUUGGACGAGUGCACACGACCCAAAAAGCGAUACGGACGCUUCCAGGCGGCCAAAGAGCUGCGGGAAUACCUCACCCAGCUGGCCGCCUCGUCCUCCUCCGUCACCGCCAGGUAAUGAACGUAGUCGGCGUUCGCCCCCAGAGAGACUGUGCUCUUCAUCUCCGAACUCUCACGCUCCUGGUUCUCCUACAUGAUGUCAUUCGCUCCCCUUUGUGCAGUCAGAGGGUCUUGCAUCAGGAAGUGUAAGAAUCCAAACAUGAAAAGCAGAUUUAAGUUUAGCUUUCACCUGACUGUGGUGAAAAGGAGUGUGGCCUCUUCAGAACCAGGGCAGAGAGGGGGGUGAGGCGACCUCUCCUCUCCCAGGGUGGGCUGCCAUCCGUGGGGUGGGGAAAAGGGGCUCUGGUACUCGCACUACAUUGGACUCGAGCUACCGCAAACCAGAGUAUCCUAGCAACAAGGGCAGCGACGUCGCACAGACCACAUCCCCCCCCCUGAACUGCUGUUUUAUAACAUUGAAUCUGUUUUAUUUCGCACCCAGGACCUCUCUUUAUUUCAUUCAGGGCUGAGUUUAAGCAUACUGGUGCGUCACAUUUCUGCUGUGCCAUGGCUUUUUCUCUCGCUGUAGCAUGGCUGCAGGGAAGGCGGAGCAGCAUGAAUCUCCUGCUGUCAGGUCGAGAGGAGAGGCAGGGGGUCGGGAUGGGGGGGGGGGGGGGUUGGUUUUUUCAUGCGGGAGCAAAAGAAAACCCUUGACAGCUAUAGAAGUCUAAUUUCCUGCUACUCCAAUCAAUCACUUGAUUUCCAGGUUCCAGUUGGCAAUCAUCUUUUUGAGUGUUUUUUUUGUUCCUUUCCAAUAGGAAGAGUGAGACAGCUGCACAUAGGAAAAGGAAGGGAAAUAUUGGACAGUGGUCCCUUGAUGCAGAUGUGCCUAUACCAAAGAGGCUAUAUGUAAUAUUAAGAACCUGAGCAGUACAGUGACAGCACCUCUCCCUCCAGUUGUUCCCCAGUAGAGCUGUCCAAAGCAAUGUGUACACAAUCCUAUAAAAGAUGGCAGGCUGAUUUCAAAGACGUCCCAUAAUAACCCCCUCUGCUUUUGUUGACCUCCCAUAUAAUAAACUAAUGUUUCUUUCUGCUAAAAAAAACAUCUCGACUUAAUGAAAGAGGGAAAUGAAGUGAUUCUUAAGAGGUCCAGAAAACACAAUAACAGCAAAGCAGCGGGCCUCGAGUGUCGAGUUCUCCUUAAAUGUGUUUAAUUGAUAAAUGAAUCCCACUGUCAAACGCCUCCCGCUGGUGUUGAGCGCACUAACCUCCAUCAAGUCAAUGUUCAAAAAGGGAUCCCAAAUUUGCGCUUUUAAAAUGUUGCAGCCCAGAAAUCUCUUGUUUAAUAUUUAAACGCUCAGCACCACUUAGCGGUUUUUGGUUGUUUUUACACUCAGCGGACCAACGAAUUAAAUCACAAAUACAGGCUUGUUUGGUAAUGGAGUAUGAGAGGUCUUAACUCCCGUAAAGAAAAACCCCUCUUCGGCUCUGUGUGUUAUGUAUUUCAUCUGUUUUAGAUGUUGUGAAUCAGGCCCAGUGGAGUUGUGUGUAGCUCGGUCAACAGAUAAUCAAGUAACUAUGAGCCACUCCAUGUUCGGGGGAAACUGGAAAGCACAGCAGUUGCUUUUUUUGUAAUGUGCGAGACCCUGGGAGCUGACGUUAAACUUGUCAAUGAGGAAAAGCAAUAAAGACAAGUUUGGCUAAUGGAUUUCUGGUUUUGAACCCCCCCCCCCUCGCCCUCCUUUUGUUGUGUCAGAAAUAUUUCCUCUGAAUGGAGGACCUGGAGGGAUUUGUACGUGCGUAACUAACUGUCCACUUUUGUACUGUAAUUUCUUUGUUUUCUUUGAGUAUUAUAUCAGCAUUGUCUGAUUUUUUCCUGUGCCUUUCAUUCAAAAGUUGUAUUGACAACUUUUAGUGGGUUUAAAUAUUAAAAUAAAUGAAGAUAUAUAUAUAUAGAUAU
Trematomus bernacchii (emerald rockcod) is the source of this 3775-nucleotide messenger RNA. RefSeq names its product divergent protein kinase domain 2Ab (gene dipk2ab). The record is from RefSeq and is a predicted model, not a curated record. NCBI's taxonomy places the organism in Eukaryota, Metazoa, Chordata, Actinopteri, Perciformes, Nototheniidae.